Silurus meridionalis is the source of this 2249-nucleotide messenger RNA. RefSeq names its product zinc finger protein 395b (gene znf395b). Gene Ontology annotation, biological process: regulation of transcription by RNA polymerase II. Bases 367 to 1533 code for a protein of 388 amino acids. The record is from RefSeq and is a predicted model, not a curated record. Gene Ontology annotation, molecular function: RNA polymerase II cis-regulatory region sequence-specific DNA binding; DNA-binding transcription factor activity. Lineage: Eukaryota; Metazoa; Chordata; Actinopteri; Siluriformes; Siluridae. Gene Ontology annotation, cellular component: nucleus. The transcript has 10 exons.
CUCUGGACACGACCACGUGACUGUCCGUCCGAAGAGAAUAGAUAUGAUUUACAUUCAGCUGGACGAGAUAAUAAUAAUAAUCGAGCUUGAAUACAGGUGAAGGUGUCAGUGCUCAGUCUGAUCCAGAGUCAGAUCCAGGGUCUGAUCCAGGGUCUGAUCAGAUCUUCUCCCCAGCCUGGUGUAUCAGAGGCUCACUGAGGGGGUGUGUUGCCCUAAAACAUAGUCCAGGGCAGUUUAAGACCUAGUUGUCUCUUUUUAUGCCACAAAGACUGCACGGAUUUGCAGGACACUUUGUAUUUGCAGCACCUGAGACCGACUGAGACAGAGAGAGACAAAAAGAGACACAGAGAGAGGGUAGGGCACGACAUGGCAGGCCUGGGGGCCAUGCAGACAGAACCAGGACGAAAAAAAGGAAGCGUGGUCAGACGUUGCAUCCAGGACCAGAACACGAACAUACAGAUCUACAGACAGAGCUCGGGCCUAGGGGAAAUGUGGCAUGCCAAUUCUGAGCAAACACACACCCUUCUUUUCUUACAGUCCUCCAGUGUAGAAGUGCCAUACCGGAGUCAUGAAUCGGUAGAAAUGGAUGAGAUCAUGGCUGCGAUGGUCCUCACCAGUCUGUCUUGUAGUCCGGUGAUCCAGAGCCCCACACAGAGAGAUCCGUUACCAUGUGGCCCGGUGGAUAUGGAGUGUGGUGGAGGGGAACUUUCGGACAGUGGGAGCAGUGGCUGCUGGAGCUGGGAGCAUGGCAGUGUCAGUCCCGUUCUCUCACCGUCUGUUACGGAGGCAGACAGCAGUAUGGGGCAACUGUCAGACGAAAGGGUGAACAUGGAGUUGGAUCUGGAGGCACGUGACGAGCUGGAGACCAGGCGGUUCAAGAAUUGGAGCAGGGGAGCAUAUAAGUGUCUGUGGCCAGGCUGCGCCAAAGUGCUGACGUCACGGGUUGGGAUGAAGCGUCAUAUUCGCGUUCUCCAUCUGGGCGGACCAGAGCAUUCUCACAGAGAAGAAGAUUUUUAUUAUACCGAGGUUUCCUCACAGGAAGAGGAACCCAUGCCCAUAUCUAUACCUUCCCUAUCAUUUAUCAAUGGGCCCUGGGGUACGUGCAGUUCAGCCCCCAGCCAGCUUACUUCCAGAGAGACCCCUCCUUCCUCCACCACCCUCAGCCAAUCCGCACCCAGCAGUGUGUGGCAGAUACACAAGGAACACUUAUACCAGGCUUGUGUGCCCAUUGAGCCGACCGUAUCCCCGGAUUCUCCUUCCUCCUGUGACUGGACAUCAUCUGGACUCCAGUUAAGGCCUCAGACCAGUGUACCACGUAUCCGUUCGGUUAGCGUAGGCGAGCAGUGCCUACAACGAGAGACCGAUCCCACCAGAUCACACAGCGUGUGUUCAUCGCCAUCCAGAGGACACUGCGCCAACCGGAAAGGGCGAGGUGAGGCCAAAAAAUGCCGCAAGGUGUACGGUGUAGAGCGCAGGAACGACUGGUGUACUGCGUGUCGCUGGAAAAAAGCCUGUCAGCGCUUCCCUGAUUAGAGUGUAAGAUGUUCGGAGAACAAUCUAAAUCUUUUUUCUUCCUUUUAUUGGACUACUCCUGGCACUGAGCGACCGCGAGAAUUUUUACCUUUUGUACCUGUUUUCCAAACGGAGUAGAAGCAUACGUUUUAUGAUCUCAUUCUGUGACACUGUUGAGAGUGUGUGACAUAGUUGUGUUUUUUUUUCAUUCCCUUGCAGUCAUGCACUUCAGCCUCUCUUGAGAUUAUUGACGUGAUUGUCCCUUUUGCUAUUAUGGUGAAUAUCUGAACAUCUGUAUCAUUCUUUGUCUGUGGGGUUUGGGGUUCGUUUGUUUUGCGUUCGACCUGCACCAAUGUGCCAGCACUUCCUACAUGUAUAAAUGAAGUUAUAGUGAGGUUAAUGGUACAGUAUAUGCAAGUACUGAGCAGCUAUAACUUUAUUAAUAACUGAAGUGCUAUUUCAAGCCAUCCUUUGCAACAGUAUUAAGAAUUUUGUUUGUUUGUUUUUGUCUAAAGGAUUAAAUCCUUGGACAAAUUUCACUAAUUUGCUUUUACAGGCACACCUUACACCUAAAGAACAGUGCAACCUUAAAGACGAUUGACACAGACCUUAUACAAAACGCACAAUGGUCGCAUGACAACGCACAAGAGAAAUAGUAAACUAUUUUAUUGGUAUUUUAUAUGCAUUUUAUGUACAUCGCACACAUUCAAAAAGAUUACCAAAAAAAAAAACCUGAA